This is a messenger RNA of Solanum dulcamara, 1037 nucleotides long. RefSeq names its product LOB domain-containing protein 40-like. Lineage: Eukaryota; Viridiplantae; Streptophyta; Magnoliopsida; Solanales; Solanaceae. The coding region runs from base 44 to 772 and encodes 242 amino acids. The transcript is spliced from 2 exons. Gene Ontology annotation, biological process: regulation of gene expression. The record is from RefSeq and is a predicted model, not a curated record.
CUCUUCCUCAAUUUCUUCUAUCAUUUUUUUUUCUGUAGAAAGCAUGAGAAUGAGCUGCAAUGGCUGCCGAGUGCUUCGAAAAGGUUGCAGUGAAAAUUGCAGUUUAAGACCUUGUCUUCAAUGGAUCAAAUCUCCUGAUUCACAAGCCAACGCUACUGUCUUCCUUGCUAAAUUCUACGGCCGUGCUGGACUAAUCAAUCUCAUCAAUGCCGGUCCUGAUCAUCUCCGGCCCGCAAUAUUUAGGUCUCUAUUAUAUGAGGCUUGUGGCCGGAUAAUUAACCCGAUAAACGGUUCAGUCGGGUUAAUGUGUUCCGGCAAUUGGCAGCGUUGUCAAGACGCUGUCGAAUCGAUUCUCAAGGGCACAACAAUCAUGCAAGUUCCAAUCAACAACGAUGAUAGUAAUAACAACAAUACUGAUCAAAUCGUGCCAUUAAAAAGUUGUGAUAUCCGACAUGUUUCAAAGAAUUCAUCAAAUCCGGAAGUCAAGACCAGGAAUGGCCGGCUUAAGCGUAAGACCACUUUAGAUGCUACAGAGGAUCAGUACAUGAUUACGAACAACGAGCCACCUUUGAAGUUCAGUAUAAUAGGGUGGGAUCAAUUUGAUGAGACGGAAGAUGAGUUGAAACGAGCCGCGAGUCAUGACUCAUUCUCCGUUGAAACGGUUGAACCGACCCUGUUGGGGAAACGGGUUGACCCGGAUUUGCCUGUAAAAUUGGAGGAAGAUUGUGAUGUAGGAUUAGAGCUUACUCUUGGGUUGAUGAGUCAAGCAUAAUAAGAUGUUGAAGACAUCAUUUUGGUUUGUUUUUUUUUUAGUAAAAGGGGAAAUAGUUUCCUUUUUUUAAUGGUCUUUUUUUUUUGUUUUUGUUUUCUCUAGAGUUUUUUUGGGGUUUUAUUUUGGAGGCAUAUACUAAUAGAUAAGAGAUUAAAAAAAAGUGUAAUUAUGUAGAGAUGUUGGUGAUCAAUGUACUAAAUGAAAUUGUCACAAAAUUGAGCUUAGUGACAAAGUGAUCAUUAAUAAUAUAGUAUCUAAUUAAAUA